This is a messenger RNA of Moesziomyces antarcticus, 2667 nucleotides long. RefSeq names its product actin-like ATPase domain-containing protein. Bases 1 to 2667 code for a protein of 888 amino acids. The transcript has a single exon. The record is from RefSeq and is a predicted model, not a curated record. Gene Ontology annotation, molecular function: chromatin binding. Gene Ontology annotation, cellular component: NuA4 histone acetyltransferase complex; SWI/SNF complex. Lineage: Eukaryota; Fungi; Basidiomycota; Ustilaginomycetes; Ustilaginales; Ustilaginaceae. Gene Ontology annotation, biological process: regulation of transcription by RNA polymerase II.
AUGCCGCCCAAGAAGGUGUCGCUGCCGCCCAACCCGCCGCCGCAUGCGUCGCAAAGCAUCCCGCUCCAGUACACCACCUUCUUCUCAGUCGCCCCGCUCAACGCCAAGAACGUCGCCUCCUCCUACCUCAAGACAGAAGCGCAGACAUGGAUUGCCCGUGCACAGUCCGCAUCGCAGUCGCAGCCGCAUUCCAGAAAGAGGCGGAUCGAUGCGCUCAGGGAUGCCGCAGACGCCCCGGACGCCAGCAUGAACCUCGACGACGACGACGACCUCGAUGCCAACGACGGUGAAAAGGAGGCGGCCGAAAACACGCCCGCCCACCGCACCAUCGUCAUCCAUCCAGGCUCCGAAUCUCUCCGGCUCGGUCGAGCAACUGACCUCUUCCCGAUCGUCAUCCCCAACGUGAUUGCUCGUCGUGCCAAAAAGUCGUCAAGCUCUACCAACCAGACUGCCGGCAGCUCCAAUGCCAAUGGCACCCCAGCAGACGCUUCCAAAGACGAGGACGCCGACGUAGACAUGUCCGACGCUGCCGAGUCACCAAACAAGCUCGAUCAAGAUGGUGGCGAUGCAUCCGCGUCCCUGCGCAAGAAUCCGCGUAGGUCGGCCGCCAAUGCGCCCGCACAACAAGAGCCCUCGUCCGACGCUUCGCAAGACGACGCCGAUGCCGAGGCCACACCAAAGCGCUCGCUCGCAGACGGCAUCGAAGCCAUCCGCAACGAUCUGCGCGCCAUCAUGCGCCAGGAAAAGCUGCGCUCCGUCGGCAACGCCAAGAACCUCGCCGCCAACUACAACGACAGCAGCCAGCCCGAAGACGUGCCCGAACACAACGACCUCUUCGGCCUGCAGUGGACCGACGAGGAUGCCGGGGGCGACAACGAGGUGCUGGUCGGCGAGCAGGCGCUGCGACUCGCGUGCUUCUCCCAGCCCAAGACCGCAGAACCCAAGCAGAACCAGCGCCGACAGCAGCAGCAGCAGCAGCAGCAGCAGCCACAAGCCGCAUCCGUCAAGCCGCUCUCGCCACCCGAUGCAGACCGUCCCUGGACGCUCUUCCGCCCCUUCCAGCGCGGCACGCUCGACCUCAACACGUACGAACAACACUACGGCGCCUCGGCAGCAGCACGCGCACUGCUCGGAGACGUGCGCUGCAUCCUCGAAAGCGCCAUCACCUCGCCGCCCGAGGACACCGACGAGCGCCAGGAGACGGGCAAGGUGGCGCCCAUCGGCCUCGGCAUCCCCCGCGCCGAAUUUGGCGGCUGCUCGGUCAUCCUCAUCGUGCCGGACCUGUUUUGCAAGUCGGACAUCAAGGCGCUCACCGAGCUGCUGCUGGUGGAUAUGGGUUUUGCGCAGGCGUGCAUCCAGCAGGAGAGCGUGUGUGCGACGUUUGGCGCCGGCCUCUCGACGGGCUGCGUGGUGGACCUGGGCGCGGAGAAGAUCUCGGUGUCGUGUGUGGAGGAAGGGCUGGUGCUGCCCGAGACGCGCGUGCAGCUGGCGUACGGCGGUGCGGAUCUGACGCGCUUCCUGGGCGAGCUGCUGGCGCGCGCCAAGUUCCCCUACCGCGAGCUGGACGUGCGCGCGAGCAUCGCCGACACGCUGCUGCUGGACGAGCUCAAGCGGCGGCUGCUCACGCUCAACCCGGCGGACGUGGGGCUCAACAUCCACGACUUUUACCUGCGGCUGCCGUCGAGGUCGACCAAAAAGUACCUCUUCCGCACGUACGACGAGCUGAUCCUCGCGCCCAUGAGCCUGUUUGACCCGUCGGUGUACGGUCUCGAUGCCAAGAGCUCGCUCAAGCGCAGGCAGCGCGCGGGGUAUGUGGAGGAAGAGGCAGAGGACGGCGUGGCGGAAGACUCGCCCGAGCUGAGCGUGGUGCGUGGGCUGGACGUGCCCGUGACGGCGGCCAUGACGAGCUGCGUGAAGCAUCUGCUGCCUGCGGAGCCCACGCCUGCGCCUGCGCCGGCGGUGUCGGCACCCGAUAUGGGCGCAGUGGCUUCCGAGGCCGGCACUCCCGCGCCAUCCGCCGACGACAAGCCCAAACCCAAACCCGCUGCGGUGGCGCUGGCAGAUGCUGGAAGCGCCAGCGCGAUGGGAUCGCGUGCCAGUUCGCCUGGCGCCAAACCGGAGGGUGCGGACGGUAGCAUGCUGCCAUCCGCCGACGCUUCUGCGCGGCCGUCGCCUGCGCCUCAGAACGGCACCGCCGUCGCUGCUGCGGGCGCUGUUGCCGACGAGCCCGCGCAGCCGACUGGACCGGCUGUGCCGACGAUCGACAUCCACCGCGAGGCGAGCAAGACGGGGCUGGACACGGCGAUCCUGCAUGCGCUGCUGACGUGCGUGGCGCCGUCGGGCUCGGACGACCGGCUGCGCAAGAUGGCGGCCAACGUGCUGUGCGUGGGCGGUUCGGCGCGCAUCCCCGGGCUGGGUGCGGCGCUCGAGGCGCGGCUGGCGGCGAUGCUGGCGGCGCACUAUGCGGCGGUGGCGGGCGACGCGGCGAGCGCACCCAAGGUGACGGCGAUCCCGCCGCCGCGCGAGAUGGACCCGCAGGUGCUGGCGUGGAAGGGCAUGAGCGUGUUUGCAAGGCUGGAGGCGGCGGCGUCGGAGGCGUAUGUGCGCAGAGAGGACUGGACGCUGUUUGGAUGGCGAGCGCUCAAGGAGAAGACGCUGUUUUUGUGA